GCGGUCUCGGCCCCCGGGAGGGGAGGGGCGACCGUUUCUGUCGGCCGAUCCCGACGGCUGGAAAGAGCAGCUCUUUAAGGGGCCGCGGGAGGGGCCCGGCCGGUACGGGCGCCCCCUCCCCGGUCGCCUGCGCGGGCGCUCGGCGCGCGGCCCCAGGAUGCGGAGGAAGGCAGGCAGCUUGGGUCUCACGGCAGGGGAGGCCCAGUGUGGGCCGAAGCCCUUACCAUGGAGUCCAUGUUUGAAGAUGACAUCAGCAUCCUGACCCAAGAAGCUUUAGGGCCCAGUGAGGUGUGGCUGGAUGGUCCUGGAGACGCCUCCCUCGGGGGCGACAUGUGUUCCGCCUCCCACUUUGCGCUCAUCACAGCCUAUGGAGAUAUCAAGGAGCGGCUAGGGGGUCUGGAGAGAGAGAAUGCCACCCUCCGCCGGCGCCUCAAAGUCUACGAGAUCAAGUACCCGCUGAUCACUGAUUUUGGAGAGGAGCAUGGCUUCCCUCUGUAUGAAAUCAAGGAUGGCUCCCUGCUGGAGGUAGAGAAGGUCAGUCUGCAGCAGCGGCUUAACCAGUUCCAGCACGAGUUGCAGAAGAAUAAGGAGCAGGAAGAACAGCUCGGGGAGAUGAUCCAGGCUUACGAGAAACUCUGUGUGGAGAAAAACGACUUGGAGACAGAGCUGGGGGAGAUGCGGGCCCUGGUAGAGACCCACUUGCGGCAGAUCUGUGGUCUGGAGCAGCAGCUGCAGCAGCAGCAAGGUCUCCCGGAUGCAGCCUUCCCCAGCCUGAGCCCUCCACCUGCCCCUGCCACACCCUGUCCUGACCUGGACCUGCACUAUCUGGCUUUGAGAGGGGGACCUGCCUUGGGUCAUGCAGGUUGGCCUGGCCCUCCUAGCGUAAAUGUGAGCGAGCUGGAGCGAAGGCAGCUGGAAGAGGCCUUGGAGGCUGCGCAGGGGGAGGCUCGGGGGGCUCAGCUUCGGGAAGAGCAGCUCCAGGCGGAAUGUGAGAGGCUGCAGGGAGAGCUGAAGCAGCUGCAGGAGACGCGGGCCCAGGAUCUGGCCUCCAACCAGCCGGAAUGUGACAUGGCUUGGGUAAAGAGAGUUGGGGACGAUCAGGUGAACUUGGCGCUGGCCUACACAGAACUGACGGAGGAGCUGGGUCGGCUUCGGGAGUUGAGUUCCCUGCAGGGGAGGAUCUUGAGGACUUUGCUGCAAGAGCAGGCCCGAAACACAGGCCAAAGGCACUCGCCGCUGUCACAGCGCCACUCCCCGGCCCCCGCGUGCCCCUCGCCCUCCCCGCCUGCCAGACCGCCGCCCUGUGCCCCGUGCCAGUCCCCCGCCACGCAGCGCCGCUCGCCGGUGCCCCCGUGCCCUUCGCCCCAGCAGCGCCGCUCGCCCGCCUCGCCCUCCUGCCCGUCGCCGGUCCCACAGCGCCGCUCGCCGGUGCCGCCAUCGUGCCAGUCACCCAGCCCGCAGCGCCGCUCGCCGGUGCCACCCAGCUGCCCGGCCCCGCAGCCCCGGCCGCCGCCGCCCCCGGGCGAGAGGACGCUGGCCGAGCGCGCCUACGCCAAGCCGCCCAGCCACCACGCCAAGGCCGGCUUCCAGGGCCGCCGCAGCUACUCGGAGCUGGCGGAGGGCGCGGCCUAUGCCGGUGCCUCCCCCGCCUGGCUGCAGGCCGAGGCCGCCACGCUCCCCAAGCCCCGCGCCUACGGCGGCGAGCUCUACGGCCCCGGCAGGCCGCUCAGCCCGCGCCGCGCCUUCGAGGGCAUCCGCCUGCGCUUUGAGAAGCAGCCGUCGGAGGAAGAGGAGUGGGCCAUGCCCGCCAGCCCGCCCAGUCCCGAAGCGGGCACCAUCCGCUGCGCCUCGUUCUGUGCGGGCUUCCCCAUCCCGGAGUCACCUGCGGCCACCGCCUACGCCCACGCUGAGCACGCACAGUCCUGGCCAUCCAUCAAUCUUCUGAUGGAGACAGUGGGCUCUGACAUCCGCAGUUGCCCCCUCUGCCAGCUGGGUUUCCCUGUUGGGUACCCAGAUGAUGCCCUCAUCAAACACAUUGACUCCCACCUGGAGAACAGCAAGAUCUAGGGCGCCUCUCCCCCUGCUGGCUGUCUCUGUGCUCUCUCAUCACCCCCCAAACACUCACUUUGAAUGCUGCAUGAAUCUCGUGGGGGGCCCCUGCCCCUUGCGGUCCCCAGAUACCUCCACUAGCUACCGAGUCAAUGUGUGUGUGCCGUCUUCCCUGGUCCGGGCACCACUCAGCUCUAGCUCUUUCCUGGAGGUUGACCAAGGCUCUCUCUCUUCCUGGUUUCCUCUGGGGAGUGGGGAUCUGGUCUGGGAUGGGGAGGACAAACCCUCCACCUCUCUCUGC
Molecule: messenger RNA, 2350 nt
Organism: Peromyscus eremicus (cactus mouse)
Lineage: Eukaryota; Metazoa; Chordata; Mammalia; Rodentia; Cricetidae
Gene: Tbkbp1
Product: TBK1 binding protein 1
Exons: 10
Coding region: 226-2067 (613 amino acids)
Biological process (GO): canonical NF-kappaB signal transduction
Cellular component (GO): cytoplasm
Source: RefSeq, a predicted model, not a curated record